This is a messenger RNA of Ogataea polymorpha, 1706 nucleotides long. RefSeq lists its product as uncharacterized. Gene Ontology annotation, cellular component: transcription factor TFIIIB complex. Gene Ontology annotation, biological process: RNA polymerase III preinitiation complex assembly; transcription by RNA polymerase III. The record is from RefSeq and is a predicted model, not a curated record. The transcript has a single exon. Bases 1 to 1668 code for a protein of 555 amino acids. Lineage: Eukaryota; Fungi; Ascomycota; Pichiomycetes; Pichiales; Pichiaceae. Gene Ontology annotation, molecular function: TFIIIC-class transcription factor complex binding; RNA polymerase III general transcription initiation factor activity.
AUGAGUACCGUCAACAAAUCGGGAACGCGGUUCACGCCAAAGCUGACGCAGCGAAGCCGGUCGCGAUCCGUUAGUACAAGCAAACAGCAACUUCCGACUCCCGUGUCGACGCAGAAGAGGCCGCAGGACACAGCUAAAAGCACAACACAGGAGACAUCUGCUAUUGACGACCAGAGCGACGACAACGGCGAGCGGAACUCAGACGUGUUUGCAAAGCCACGCAGAGCGUCUGUAGUCUCGCUGGGUAACCUCAGACGGCCGUCUGUGACGGGAUUGAAGACGCCCGAGAGCAGCCAGAGACGCCUUUCUUCCUUGGGACCCGGUGCCGCUGCUGGGCCUUUGGGGCUGCGCAGCCGGCAGGGCAGUGUUGGAGGCAUUUCUGAGAGACGGCGUUCUUCUGAAGAGGGGGACGCGCAGCCCAUGAAGAUCGGCAUUCCCGAAAUGGCGGGCAGUUUGGGCCGGAGACGCAGCUCGGGGCAGUCGAGCAACGGCGAGGUUGGAGUCGAGUUCAAGAAAAUCGGUCCGCGAGCCGGCAAUGUUGCGACGGAUGAUAACGUCGACCCUCUAAAACAGGGGAAACCCCAGGAAGUGAUGUUGACAAAGGCGGAGCGCGAAAAACAGGUCAAGUUCAUCAUCGAUCCCGAAAAACAGGUGUUGACAAAAGUGAGUAUCGACGAGUACCAAAAGAUGCGGAAUCUGCCGAACUCGGUGGUGAUCGAUGAGAUCAAGGCGUUGAACAAGGUGCGCAAUUCUGAGGACGCCGAUUUGCUGGAGAACUUUGUCAUUAACGACGGCAAGGUCACGCUGGAAGAGCUGUGCAAGCCAGUGAUACCGUUUGGAAAAGUGUCGAAAAACUACGAGCUGGCGAUUGAGGGGGACAAGCGGCGGAUGGCGCAGCGGGAGCUGCGUUGUAAGCGGCGAAAGCUCGCGCGCGAAAUGCGGGUGCCUUUGAACCAGCUGGAAGGAGAAGAGGAAGAGAAGCUGGAGAAAGAGCGACAGCAGAAAGCAAAGAAGAUAUUGGAUUCCGGUGACGCUGACAGUCUGCGCAGAAACAAGCGGCAGCCACAGCUACAGCUGGAUGAGAACCAGAAGUUGAUUCUGGACCCGGAGUCAACGGUGAUCGAUCGCCACAGCGGGCCUGCCGACUCUGCUAGAGAGGUGGUGGACGAGAAUCCGUUCCAGAAUCUGAUCACGUCUGGCUCGUACUCGAAGAAGAAGUAUGUGGACAAAUGGACUUCCGAGGAGACGGCGGAGUUCUACAAGGCGCUUUCGACUUGGGGUACCGAUUUUGGGCUGAUUGCGCAGCUGUUCCCGUACCGCACGCGGCGGCAAGUGAAGGCGAAGUUCUCGUCUGAGGAGCGACGCAAUCCGCAUUUUGUCGAGCUGGCGCUGCUACGCAGGCUGCCCGUCGACAUUGCCGAGUAUGCGGCCAAGACGGGCAAGGAUUUCAAGACUCUGGAGGAGUACGAGGCCGAGAUCAAGGCACUGCAGACGAAGCACGAGAACGAGAUGAAAGAGAUGAAGGCGAUGAAGGAGCGUGCUCGUCUGGAGGACCUGAACAGUACCAACGAGCUGGAGACGACGAGAUUGACGUCGCGGUCGCGGAGAGAAAGAUUGUUGGCAUUCCGCAAAGACGAGGAGGUGGUUGGAUUUAUCGACAGGAAAUAAUUAUCAAGGCGCAGCUAGGAAAAAUAAAUAAAAAUGAG